ACGAAGUCACAUCGUGAACUACAAGUUAUUCUUUCUUUUAUCUAAUUCAGUGUUUUAAAUUAUUUUCUUUUUCCUGUGGAAUGACUUAACUUAGAAGAGAGUUGAUUGUUUGUUGUUUAUCCCCUGAAGUAAUUUCUAAAUACGGAUUCCAUAACUUCAUAAGGAUAAUUUGAAUUUAAAUUCGAUAGGAAAGACUAUAUUUGUUGAGUUUAGCAUUUAUUGCUAUCGAGGAGGUGAGUGAAUGGCCGGCCUGGUUGGAUUGGAAGGAAAUGAAAAGAAACAGGAAGAAUGGGAAGUUUCUCAGCUCUCUCUUAGAAUUAAUCUCGUUACAUGCAAUUCGGAGAAAUGGCAAGAUUUACCCGAAUUUACCGGGCUGACGUACGUCGGAGGCAUUGACAUUUCUUUCAUCAAAAACAGCAAUGUGCGUCUUUUGGGUAACUCUAUGAUAGACGGGUUGCCAGAAAUAACCAAGUGCCGUACCGUAAAUUCGCCUAGAGCUCGCAAAAUGCUAGUGGAUGCUUUCGUUGCAUUAGUCGUGAUACAGUUUCCGUCCCUAGAAGUAGUUUACAGACAAUGCGAGGCAGUGAAACUUAAAGAACCUUACAUCCCUGGGUUCUUGGCAUUCAGGGAAGUGGACCAUUGUAUUGUCAUGCUAAAAAAUUUGCAGAAAGUUAAACCAGAAUUUUAUCCUCAGGCUGUUUUCCUAGACGGGAAUGGUCUCCUUCACCCACGUAAAUUUGGACUAGCUUGUCAUCUGGGUGUGAAGAUGGAUGUACCUUCAAUUGGCUGUGCCAAGAACCUCUUUCAAAUGGAAAAUAUCGCUCGCGACGAAAAUCACAAAAACCAAAUUGACUCUUUGAAAUAUGCAGGAGAUUACUUCAAAAUCUUUGAUAAAGACGGAGAUGUUUUAGGCGCUGGCUUGAAAACUGUUGAUAGAAGUUUCAAACCUAUUUAUGUUUCUAUUGGGCACAAGUUCGAUCUCGAGACUGCAUGUCGACUGGUGACUAAAUGCAGCAAGUACCGAGAACCAGAGCCGACCAGAUGGGCUGAUAUUUUUUCACGAGAAGUCAUACGAAAAUUGCCCUGUGAAUCUAUAGAAAAUUAGCAACAGAAAAAUGAUGUUCCAAAGUUUUUACUCUUGCGAUAAGCAAGGUUGUUGCAAUCCGUCACUAGACUUUUUUCCCGUAAAUAACUUUGUUCACAGAAUGGUCAAAAUUAGAAAUGAAAUGUAAACUUAGGUUCAGUUCAUAAUGAAUUCAAAUUUCUUUGCGUGCCCGGCACACUUGGCCUGGAGGUAACGAAUAGGUCUAGGACGGCAAAGGUCCUGGGUUCGAAUAUGACAGGACCUUUUUUCAAACGGGAAAUAUUUCGUUUCAAAAA
This is a messenger RNA of Symsagittifera roscoffensis, 1380 nucleotides long. RefSeq names its product endonuclease V-like. Gene Ontology annotation, molecular function: RNA endonuclease activity producing 5'-phosphomonoesters, hydrolytic mechanism; single-stranded RNA binding. Bases 242 to 1105 code for a protein of 287 amino acids. Gene Ontology annotation, cellular component: nucleolus; cytoplasm. The record is from RefSeq and is a predicted model, not a curated record. Gene Ontology annotation, biological process: DNA repair. The transcript is spliced from 3 exons. NCBI's taxonomy places the organism in Eukaryota, Metazoa, Xenacoelomorpha, Acoela, Convolutidae.